GCAUUUUAUAAGAGUUAUUAUUUUUGUAACAAAAGCAAAUUACAAGCAAUUACCAUGGCGCUUACAAAAGAAGAAAAGAAAGCCAAAAAAGAGGCUAAAAAGCUGGAAAAAUUGCGUGUGGAAAUGGAAAAGAAAAAACAGAUGAGACGCGAUGAGCUCAAAAGAGAGAUAAGGGCUCAAGCUCUCAGGCGUGAAGACAUUGAAAAGCAUUGGCGUCAAAUGAUGUUCAAGAUAAAGGAACCCGUAUUCAAGCAAGAUAUAGAAGUGAUGUGGCACACUUUUGAAAGGACUUGCGACAAAAAAGACCAUUUAAUAUCUAACAUUAUGAAGUUAAUCGAUGCAGCUGAUGAUCAAUUCCAACGCACAAUUGCGAGUUUUUGUGAGACGAUUGAUACAAUGAUCAAUAAAUUUUUACAAGAUUUAGAUAAUAUGUCCUCGGCCAACGAAACAAGAACCAGCGAAUUAUUGAAGUGGGGAUACGAAAUCAAAGACAGACUUGAGUCGGAUCAUAAAGCUGCCGAAUUUCAUCUGCAACUACUUUUGUUUCAUGGACAUGCAACGGCUGACAUGGAAGCAUGGAACACGCGUGGUGAUAAUAUGGUAAAGAUAGAUGAAGAUCGUAACAAAUAUUUAGACAUUCGAGAAACUUUAACUUCUUUUCUUGAGAACAAUUAUAACACCAUGUGGGAUGAAUAUAAAUCCGUACUCAAAACUUACAUUGUAGGAACAGCCGAGAACCAAAAACAUUGUCGUAGACUCCGACGUAAGGAAAAUAUGAUGGCGGAUAUAAUAGCAUCUCAAGCUAAAAAAAUUGCCAUGAGCGAUGGAAUACUGAAACGGCUUCGUUCUGAUUUGAUGUCGUACGAAUCUGGUUCCAAGCAAGCAGUUUUUAGAGACCGGCGCGACAGACAUAGGGCAGCAUGUAGCCGUUUAAAAGAGAACUUUUUAUCCGGUUGUGCUAUAGAUGAUAAACGACUACACGUCCUUGUAAAAUUUUCUGAUGAUGCAAUAGACUGGUUGAUGGUCGCACAUAAAAAAGGCGAAAAAAUUCUAAGGCUAUCAGCAUUAUGCCGAAAAUAUGAAACUCGGCGUGAAAAAGUGCUUCCUUUUGGUACGGAUACGCCAGCAGAAACUACACAAGCAAAAGCAUCAACGCGUCGGCAAACAGUGGUAGAAGAUCCUUUACUGAUUUUGGCUAAUAAUGCAUGCGCUGGCUUGAAUCGUUUGUGGCAGCGAAAGGCUAAGGCAGAGUUAAUAAAAACAGCGUUACUUCGUGAAAAAGUUAUUUUAGAGCGUGAGAACGCAGCUAUAAUGAGCAAAUUAGAAGCAUACCAACGUAGUGGAGUGCCUGGAGCUCCAGCCACACCGAUUGAUUUAAAAUGCAUAUGCAAUGAAAAAACAUAUCUCCGUCCUGUUUGUGUUGACGGUGCUAUUGAGCUUAAAAAAUACGCGAAGCAAUGGUAGUUAGCGCAAAUGUGUGCGUAUUUAUAUUACUUAAAUGUAUUUUCUUGCUUAAUACAAUUUUGUCUUUUAAAAAUGUA
Messenger RNA from Hyposmocoma kahamanoa, 1541 nucleotides. RefSeq names its product dynein regulatory complex subunit 2-like. The record is from RefSeq and is a predicted model, not a curated record. NCBI's taxonomy places the organism in Eukaryota, Metazoa, Arthropoda, Insecta, Lepidoptera, Cosmopterigidae. The transcript has a single exon. Gene Ontology annotation, biological process: regulation of cilium movement; axonemal dynein complex assembly; cilium-dependent cell motility. Gene Ontology annotation, cellular component: axonemal dynein complex; axoneme. Bases 55 to 1464 code for a protein of 469 amino acids.